Branchiostoma belcheri (Belcher's lancelet) is the source of this 2302-nucleotide messenger RNA. Its product is annotated as acid sphingomyelinase-like phosphodiesterase 3b. The record is from RefSeq and is a predicted model, not a curated record. Gene Ontology annotation, molecular function: sphingomyelin phosphodiesterase activity. Gene Ontology annotation, biological process: sphingomyelin catabolic process. The coding region runs from base 142 to 1518 and encodes 458 amino acids. Lineage: Eukaryota; Metazoa; Chordata; Leptocardii; Amphioxiformes; Branchiostomatidae. The transcript is spliced from 7 exons.
GUAGUAUGACUGCUACGUCUAUUUUAGUCACUGCAGCUGGUUUGUCCCUUGAUCCUUUUACAAUGGCCCUAUAAUGUUUGAAUUGCUUGGGUCAGACCACUAUGACCUAGCUGUUGUAGAGUAACGGUAACAUACCCGGCCAUGUUUAUGCUGUUUGUGGUGUUUAUGUGGGCCAAAAGUGUAGCCGGAGAGGACGGCUGGUUUUGGCAGGUGACAGAUUUCCACUAUGACCCGCGCUACUCCACUGCCGGGGUCCCCACGGCGAUGUGCCACGCGUCUGCUGCAGGACGGCAGGCCGGCUCCCCGGGGGUGUGGGGAGACUACCUGUGCGACGCCCCCUGGGCACUCAUCAACUCCUCGGUGUACGCCAUGAGGCAGAUACAACCUAACCCUGACUUCAUAUUGUGGACGGGGGAUGACACCCCACAUGUGCCUAACGAAGAGCUGGGACAGCAGAUUGUCCUCGACAUCAUCGGCAAUCUGACGUCACUGCUGAAGGAGGUGUUUCCCGCCAAGAGGGUGUACGCAGCCCUCGGUAACCAUGACUACCACCCUAAGAACCAGUUACCGCCCAACGGGAGCGACAUCUACGACGCCGUGGCCGGGUUCUGGCGGGAGUGGAUGGAUGAUGACACGGCCAACAGUGUCUUCAAGCAAGGUGGUUACUACGCGGUGUCCGCUGCUCCUCACCUGCGCAUUGUCAGCGUGAACACCAACCUCCACUACAGGAACAACCUGCUGACCGCAGACAUGCCAGAUCCGGGCGGUCACUUCGCCUGGCUGGACAGAGUGCUCAGCGACGCCCAAGCAAACUCAGAAAAGGUGUUUAUUGUCGGGCACCUGCCACCAGGCUUCUUCGAGUUGAAGAGAAGUCAGUACUGGAUGUACCCGAACUUUAACGAGCGCUACAACGAACUCAUUCGGAAGCAUUCGGCCGUCAUCGCCGGGCAGUUUUUCGGUCAUCACCACACGGACAGUUUUCGUCUCUUCUACGAUGAUGAAGGAUCAGCUGUCAGCUUGAUGUUCCUGUGUCCUGCGGUGACCCCGUGGAAGACCACUCUGCCCGGCAUCAGUGGAUUUGGCGCCAACAAUCCUGGGGUCAGGCUGUACAAGUACGACAGACAGACGCUCCAAAUCAAGGACGUGGUUCAGUACUACACUAACCUGACAGAGGCUAACCUGAGGGGCGGACCCGUGUGGCAGGAGGCCUACUCGCUCACCGGUACCUUCGGUCUUGUCGACGGUGGAACGGACUCUCUACACCGCCUGGCCGCCUCCUUCACCGGCCCGGACGCGUCGCAGUUCCGCAGAUAUCACCAGUUCAACACGCUGAGCUACGACCCGGGCGAGACGUGUGAUACUGACUGCUGGGUAGAUCAUGUCUGUUCCAUCACUGCUGUCGGACAUGACGACUAUGACGUGUGCGUCAAGGACAAGGUCACAGGGGGCGCUCCUGGGAGCAAAACGAUCCAGAUUGUCGUGAUCUUGGCCUGCGUUUUGACUGUUUUGAUUAUUUAGAUCGCGUUCUAUCAGUCACAGCGAUAAUUCAACAUAUUUCAGAGUAACAAGUUUGUGCCUUGAGUUAGACUCAUUUACCCUGAAUGCUGACUGACGAAAACAAGUGUCAGAACAUCCGAACCAACAAAGUUCCGACCGUAGUUUUUAAGCGCCAGAAGGGCUUGAGUAGCUGGGAAAUUGCACCUUGCUCUGAUCCUGUUCUACCUGUGUUUGAAUGUUUAAGACUUAAAGACUAAAAAAUCAACUCCACUCAGAAAUUAUUACUAUCUUUCUGCUUUUAAUCCUAGAAAUAAGGACAAGGAAAUGGUUUAUGGCGGAAACCAUAUGGGAUUUCCGAUCUAAUCGUAAUUUUCCAACGACAACGUUUUUCUGGGAAAAAGACGGUAGCAGGUGGCCGGAAGUAUGACGUAAUGCCAAACUUUUCCAUAGCCUGCUUCCUCCUAUUAUGUAGGUCAUAAAACCAAUAAGGCUAUUGCUUCUUCGAAAUAAUGUGGCUAUCCUUUUCCACUGUUUCCUUGGGGUAUCCUUGAGAACUGUUUCCUUGAGGUAUUUCAACGGCAUUACAAUCGUCAGAAAAUCGAGGAUUUUCAGACAACGUCGUACCUGAGGCAUGCCGUAAAUGAUUGACGUAAAUGGCGUACGUGCCGUGGCACCCCGUUUCUUCCACGACGGUAGCGCGCGGUAAAAAAAAGGUGACGAGGGGUUUUGAUGAUCCAAGUUUGAGGUCACGUUUCUCAUAAUCUGCCAUAAAAUGACAUUAGAUGACUAUACACGGCUGACAAGU